AUGUGUGAUCGCAGUCUCUACAGAUCUGGCUACGUUGGCUCUCUCUUGAAUUUGCAAUCGCCGGACUCCUUUUAUUUUCCUAAUUUGCGGACUAAUGGCAGUCAAUUGGCGGCUCUGCCCACCAUUUCCUACCCCAGAAGCUCGAUCCCCUGGACUUGCUCAAGUUCGUGUACCACUCAGCCUCAGAACCACGCUUUCAGCGGCUCCUCGCAGCCUUACCUUACGGGCUCUGUUCCAAUCAACAUCAAUUCCAACAGCAACAAAGAGUGCCUGGAAGAAAACAAUAAAUACUACGCCCACGAAGCAAGCUCCAAACAGGAGGAAAGAUGCAGGCAGAGGCUCUCCUUUGCCAAUGACCCAAGUAUUACUCAUCCAACCAACUUAAAGCCAGUGAAGUAUGACCACUCCAGCCUGCAAAGAAGUUUGCAUGGCUCAUCGGCUCUUUUUGAAGUGAAUUCCUCUCCUUCAAGCUUAAAGGAGGACUUCAAGAAUUCGGUCAACUUGAACCUGACAGUGCAGUCUGCAGCAGUCCAUUCAUGUCUGAGACCUUCAGUGCAGGAUGGUUUGCCUUGGUGUCCCGCCCAGGGGAGAUUAAGAAAGAAACGGAAACCUUACACAAAACAACAAAUUGCUGAAUUGGAAAACGAGUUUCUCCUCAAUGAGUUUAUUAACCGACAGAAGAGGAAAGAGCUAUCAAACAGACUGAAUUUAAGCGAUCAACAAGUAAAAAUUUGGUUUCAAAACCGAAGGAUGAAAAAGAAAAGAGUAGUAAUGCGUGAGCAGGCGCUUUCUAUGUACUAGACAAAUGUCUUGCCAUUCCUGUAAUGAACAUGUCUUUUGCAACUCUAGCGUAGAGUAUAUUCCCGAUGAAAACUUUAUUAUUAUUAUUAAAACAAAUUAUAGAAGUUCUAAGCAAACCUUUGGGGCUCUUGUAAAUUCGCAAAUAUUGAAUUAUUGGCCAAAACGAAGAAAGUAAACCCCUCAAAAGGCUACACUAAGACCUGUAUUAUCAGCUCUUAUCUUUAAUUUCCCUUUAUAAUAGAUUUUCUUCUACUUUUUUCUUUCCUUGGAGGAUG
This is a messenger RNA of Trachemys scripta elegans, 1076 nucleotides long. It is a transcript of the gene HOXD12, whose product is annotated as homeobox D12. NCBI's taxonomy places the organism in Eukaryota, Metazoa, Chordata, Testudines, Emydidae. The transcript has 2 exons. Gene Ontology annotation, biological process: regulation of DNA-templated transcription. Gene Ontology annotation, molecular function: DNA-binding transcription factor activity, RNA polymerase II-specific; sequence-specific double-stranded DNA binding. The coding region runs from base 1 to 801 and encodes 266 amino acids. The record is from RefSeq and is a predicted model, not a curated record.